Messenger RNA from Rotaria sp. Silwood1, 3387 nucleotides. The record is from the annotation of a GenBank genome assembly. NCBI's taxonomy places the organism in Eukaryota, Metazoa, Rotifera, Eurotatoria, Philodinida, Philodinidae.
AUGGGUGAUACAUCAACUUCUAUUAAAGCAUUUGUUGUUAAAGAAUUAUGUGCUGAUUGUAUAUUAGGAAUGGAUUUUAUCAACAAGUAUAAACUAAUUAUAAAUACGGAAGAAAAAAUUGUUUCACUUUAUAAUAAUUAUAAACGUACAACAUUAAAAUUUGAUAUUAAUUCAAAUGAAAAUAAAUAUCCAGCACGUCUAAUUAAUAAUAUUCGAAUUCCACCAAAACAGACAAGGUCUAUUCCUGUUUCUAUUGAACUAUUAUCAGCUAAUGUAAUAUUUCGUCCAUCGUUUAAAUUACGACAACGAACAUCUGUACUCACGUUAAAUUCUUCGUUAAAAGUUCAUGAUUAUACCUCGAAUGUUUCACUUUAUAAUCCAACUAAUUAUUCAUGUUCAUUACCGAAAGGUUUAAUACUGGGAACAACUACUAUUCCUACAUUAUCUUUCAAGAAAAAUUCAACUAUUGAUUAUGAAUUAGUAAGCACAAACAUCACCAAUUUAAUUCAACAUAUUACUAACCCUGAUCGACAUGAAAAAAUUAAAUCUAUCCUUUAUCAACAUUCAAAAUUAUUUGAUACUAGUAAAUCUACAAUUGCAACUAAUGUAAAACCACAUUCAAUAAAAACACUUGACCAUCCCCCACCAACAUCAAAACCGUAUUAUACAACACCAAAUAAACAAGAAGAAAUGUACAAGAUAGUACAAGAAUUAUUAUAUUUUGGUUUAAUUCGUCCUUCUUAUUCUCCAUAUGCUGCACCUGCUUUACUUGUACCUAAACAUGAUGGUACUUGGCGAAUGGUGGUUGAUUAUAAAAAAUUAAAUUACAUCACAAUAAAAGAUAGUCAUCCAUUACCCAAAAUGGAACAAGCAAUUCAAACAUUAGGUGGUGGUUAUAAAUUCUUUUCAAAACUCGACAUGAAAAGUGGGUUUUGGCAGAUUCCAAUUGAAGAAGAAGAUCGACACAAGACUGCAUUUAUUACACCUGAAGGACUUUAUGAAUGGAAUGUCUUGGCACAAGGUUUAAUGAACAGUCCACCGUCAUUUCAACGUGUUAUGGCCGAUAUAUUAUCUCCAUGUCGUCAAUUUGCAUUAGUUUAUAUUGAUGAUAUUGUGGUUUACUCUCGAUCAUUCGAAGAACAUCUUAAACAUAUUCAUCAAGUGCUGUCAAUUUUAUCACAACACAAUUUUCAACUUAACCCCUCCAAGUGCAGUAUUUUUCAUCAACAAAUUCAUUAUUUAUCACAUACAGUAUCGGAACAAGGUGUUAAACCUAACCAUGAAAAAAUCCAAGCAAUAAUUAAAUUAAGGGAACCUUCCACCUUAGCGGAAGCAAAUAAGUUCCUGGGUGCCAUUUCAUGGUACCGUAAAUUUAUUCCUCGAUUUGCAGCUAUAGCUGCACCUAUACACAAAGUAACAAAUUUAACGAAAGCAAACAGGAAAAAAUUUACUUGGGGAGAACCACAAAAAGAAGCAUUUUUACAAUUGAAACAAUUGUUGGUAACCUCUCCUUUAUUUUUGGAUUAUCCUGAUGAAGAUCAUCCAGUUAUUUUGACAACAGAUGCAUCAAAAGUUGGUAUUGGAGGAACAUUACAACAACACAUUAAUGGUGAAACCAAAAAUCUUUAUUAUCACUCUCAAAUGACAUCAUCCAGUCAACGAAGAUAUGAUCCAAUUGAAUUAGAAGCCUUAGCAAUAUGGAUGUGCUUUCAACGUAUGCGACCAUAUUUAUUGGGAAGAUCAAUCAUUAUUUAUACAGAUCAUUGCCCGUUAUGUAACAUGAUGAAGUCAACAGUAAAAAAUCGAAGAGUUGAUCGUAUAUCAAUAUUAUUACAAGAAUUUAAUAUCGAAAAGAUCAUCCAUAUUAAAGGUCAACACAAUUGUUUAGCUGAUUACCUAUCCCGUCAUCCAAUUCCAAGAGAAGAAGAAAUAUUUGACGAAGAUUAUGGUAUUGCUAAACGAGAUAAAGGGGAACCGACUGUUAUGAGUCGUGUUCCUGAUGAUACUACUCCACUAGCUGGAGCAGUUACGACAAGGUCCAAAAUGAAACAACUGCAAUUAAAACAAGAUCAAAAUUCAACAUUACCACCAAUAGAAGAAGAAGCUGAUCAAACAAAAGAAGAUUCAUCACAAAUUAUUGCAAAAGAUACACUGGAUAUAGAACGAUUAAAAAUUGAACAAGGAAAAGAUUCGAUUAUUCAACAAAAAAUCGCAGAAGUUAUGAAAAAUCCAGUAAAAAGUUCUUAUGAAUUCAAAGAUGGUUUAUUAUAUAAGUUAAUGAUUAUGCGUGAAGGUUGUAAUACAAAGAAAAAAUUAAUUUAUUUACCUUCAUCUAUGAUUAAUGAUCUUUUACAAGUUUAUCAUAGUGACCCUCUUAGUGGUCAUUUUGGAGUCCAACGAACAUAUUUGAAAAUUAAAAAUAAAUACUGGUGGCCGAAUGUGAAGCAAUCUAUUACACAAUAUAUACAAUCAUGUUUACCUUGUCAACAAUAUAAUAUUAGCCGAUCGAAGAAACCUGGUCGAUUACAACCAAUUCCACCACCUGAAGGACCAUUCCAAUUAAUUGGUAUGGAUUAUUGUGGUCCAUUUAAACAAACUCCACGUGGUAAUAAAUAUGUAUUAUGUCUUACGGAUUACUUCACAAGAUGGGUGGUUGCUGCUGCUGUACCUGAUUGCUCAGCUCAGACUACUGCUGAAGCAUUAUUUAAUGAAUUCAUUUGCAAGUAUGGGGUACCGGCAGUCAUAUUAUCCGACCAAGGAACGCACUUCCACAAUCAAUUAAUGGAAGCUAUGUCAAAAUUAAUUGGAUAUAAUCACAUUUAUUCAACAACGUACCAUCCUCAAUCAAAUGGAAUGGUUGAAAGAUUCAACGCAACAUUCGUUCCGCAAAUUGCCAAGCUCCAAGAUAGAGAAAACAACAAUUGGGAUGAAUUCUUGUUACCUGUAGUAUUUGCAUAUAAUACAGGAACACACUCAACAACUCAAUAUUCACCAUUCCAGUUAUUGUUUGGAAGAGAACCAAGACUACCUCCUGAUGGAAAAUUAUAUUCAUUUACAUUUAAUAAACCAAAUGAUUAUUAUGAGCAAUUGAAAAAAUGUAUGAAAGUGAUGCAUACAUAUGCACGUGAAAAUAUUCUUCGUCAACAACAUCAAUAUAAAGUUCGAUAUGAUCAACGACGUUCUAAUCCCCAUUAUGAAAUAAAUGAUCGUGUUUUAAUUAGAAGACAUGGAAUGAAAAAUAAAUUAGAACCAAAAUUUUCAAUUACACCACAAAUUAUUAUUCGUGCACAACACCCUGUUUACAUUGUUAGAGAUGAAAUAACUCAAGUAGAAACACAAGUGCACAUAAAUGAUAUUAGACCUAUUUAUAUUUCAAAGCAAAAUUAA